Messenger RNA from Pistacia vera, 480 nucleotides. Its product is annotated as splicing factor 3B subunit 4-like. Bases 1 to 480 code for a protein of 159 amino acids. The transcript has a single exon. NCBI's taxonomy places the organism in Eukaryota, Viridiplantae, Streptophyta, Magnoliopsida, Sapindales, Anacardiaceae. The record is from RefSeq and is a predicted model, not a curated record.
AUGGUUCCUGCAGAUCUUCUGUUACUUCUAUUGAUUCGUUUGUUGUUGGUCGUAAACGUUGAUUUUGCUAACUCAAGAGAGUUUCAGUUUCAAAAACACAGUUAUGAUUUGCCUUCACCAACUACUGGUUGUGUUAUAAACUGCACAAAUUGUCCAUAUCCAUGCCAAACUCUCCCACCACCGCCGCCAGAUUCUGGUGGUUACCCUCUAUAUGGAACUCCACCUCCACCUUCUCCAGAUUCCGGUUACCCUUCAUACGGAGCUCCACCACCACCUUCACCACGAUCACCACCAGCUCGAGGCGGUUGCCCCCCAGUUCCUGUUCAGUGCUGCCAUCACCCACCUCCUUCACCUCCAAAUACUUACACUUAUAUUCCCAACGAGAACUUUUCCCCUUGCCCUUAUUUGCCUCUCUCUUUCUUUUCAUUAGUGACCUUGGUACUGCCUUUUGCUGUCUUGUUCUGGGUUCGUAUCCCAUAA